Messenger RNA from Anastrepha obliqua, 2661 nucleotides. It is a transcript of the gene MED15, whose product is annotated as mediator of RNA polymerase II transcription subunit 15. Gene Ontology annotation, molecular function: transcription coregulator activity. Gene Ontology annotation, biological process: regulation of DNA-templated transcription. Lineage: Eukaryota; Metazoa; Arthropoda; Insecta; Diptera; Tephritidae. The transcript has 9 exons. The record is from RefSeq and is a predicted model, not a curated record. The coding region runs from base 303 to 2516 and encodes 737 amino acids.
UCAAGGCGAAUUGAGUACUACCAUCCUUGGGUUUUCUUCACUUCAAUUAUUUGCUUAUUUCGUAAACAAUUUAUAAGUGAAAUCCUAAUAUUCGUUUAAUCUUUCCGGUGUGAGAAAAUCAAGUUGUGCUAUUCCGGGGUAUUUGUUCAAAUAUUCCACAGCCGAACAAAACCGACACAGAAAUCAGCUAACUGCUUCUAGCUUUUCGCUUCGUUUUUGUGAGCCUAUUUCUGGUAUUAUUUUUCUCUGCAUUGAUUGUGAAAGUUGUUAAAAAAGUGUGAGACUUAUUUAAUUGCUUUAAAAUGGCGGAUGAAUGGCCCUCGCAAAAGUUUCGCCAAACUAUGAUAGCGAAAAUAAAUCAAGCACUACAAACGACGGAUCCUACGAAGAAUGCUGGCGUUAUGGAGAAUCAUAUUUUUAAGAAAUCACGCGGCAAAGAAGAGUAUAUGGGAUUGGUGGCGAAGCUGUUUAUGCAUUUUCAAGAUUUAGCACAAAGAAAGCCGGCGCAAGCGCCGCCCCAACAGAAUUCCGAAAUGAACCAGCAGGGUAUGAUGCCAGAUCCGUUAAAUGCGCUCCAAACACUCGCCAGUCAAGGUAAUCGCAAUGCUCAAAUGGCCGGCGGUCCCAAUCCCAACCAAAUGGGUCCGGGUGGUCCUGUUGCGGCAUCCAACUUGCUGCAAACUCUUAAUCAACAACGGCCUGGACAGCAGAUGCAGCAAAUGCAGGGCAUACGUGGUCAAAUGCCAAUGGGCGCUGGUCCUAGUCAACAGAUGAUGCAGCAAAUGGGUGGCAAUAUGGGUGGUGGCAUGCAAAUGAAUGUUAUUGGGGGUGGUGGUGGUAUAGGUAAUACAGGUGGAGGACAGCAGCCGCAUAUGGUUGGCAAUGCCCAGCAAAUGGGUGGAAUGCCGAGCCAAAUGAAUCAAAUGGGCAGCGGUGGGCCUGGCGGUCCGGGUGGACCUGGUGGCGGAACCCAGCAAAUCCAGCUGGGCCCAGGACAGAUGCAAGGCGGACCUAUGAAUGUAAAUGCAAUGAAUGUGCAGCAGAUGCAACAAAUGGGACAACAACAAAUGGCUCAAAUGGGCAUGAACCAUCAGCAGUUAAAUCAAAUGAUGAACGCGCGUUUGAACGCGACCGGUCCCAUGGGUCCUAAUGCCGGGCCACAAGGCAUGCAAGGCAUGGCACCCAAUAUGCAACAGAAUCAAGGUGGCCCAAUGCAUGCGGGUACUGUAGUGGGCGGACCGCAAGGUCAGCAAGGUGGUGGCAUGCCGCAAAAUGCUGGACAGCAAGGUGGCAUGGGCCAAAUGAUUGGCAUGGCUCCAAAUAUGCAACAGAAAGCAAACAUUCCUAUGGGGCAAAGUGGACAGAUGUUUCAGGUGAAUCGUGGUGUUCCGGGCCAACAGCAACAGUUCUUGCGACAAAGUCCUUCCCCGAGCACUGUGCCCUCGCCUGCUGGAAUGGCCGCUGCACAACAGCAAUUGCAACAGCAGCAGCAGCAACAACAACAACAGCAGCAAACGGCACAAAAUCAGCAGCAACAGCAACAACAACCCCAAAUGUCCAAUGCGCAGAUGAUUCCAAGUCCAGCACUAGUGCCAACAUCAAGUCCACAAAUGUCAAACCUAAUGCAGAACACCCAGCGGCAAAUGCGCCAAUCGCCUAGCGCGCCGCUGAAUACACCCGGUCAGGUGGCAAGCAACAGUCCAUUUAAUCCGCAGGAAGAUCACUUAUAUCGUGAAAAAUACAAACAGCUAACAAAGUACAUAGAACCGCUAAAACGCAUGAUGGCAAAAAUCGGGACUGAUGGAGCGAAUACCGAAAAAUUCACAAAAAUGAGCAAACUAUUUGAGAUUUUGAGUAAUCCAAAUCAGCGUGUACCACUAGAAACCUUAUUGAAGUGCGAGAAGGCGUUGGAAAAAUUGGACAUCGUCAACUUCACAGGACAGCAAUUUGGCAAAUCAUCCAACCCACUAAUGGAAGUCGUAAAUACAACGCUUCAAAGUCCCAUUGCCAAUCAUACGCUUUAUCGCACUUAUCGUCCUAGUUUGGAGUUACUUUUCGGAACUGAUAUAUGUGCGCCUGCACCACCGAAAAUACAGCGCUUGGCUGAGAAAUCGUCUCAGUACGAGUGCGAGAUACCUCACAUACUGCAGGGCGAAAUAGCACGAUUAGAUCAGAAAUUUAAACUGACGCUCGAUAGUACCGCUCAAAACAACCCGAAAUCGAUUAAAGUGAUAUGCUGUCUCGAUGACAAACGCUUGCCAUGUGUUCCACCGAUCACUGUUACUAUUCCAGAGGAAUAUCCUGCUGUGUCGCCUUCUUGCGCUUUGGCUCAACAUGAAUAUGGUACUACUCCAUUUUUGAAAGCAGUGCAGGAGGCACUGAAGGCACGCAUUGCCAAGUUGCCGAAAUUGUAUUCGUUGUCCCACUUACUGGAUACUUGGGAGAUGUCAGUGCGGCAGGCUUGUUCACCAACCACGAAAAAUGUCUUGGAUUUAGCUGCUGUAUUUGGCGCUUAAGAAUGCUCGAGAAUUUUUUCCUUUUUUUGUGUUUUUUUUUUGUACUGAAAAACCUUGCUUUAUUUUAUUGUGUUGGUUUAGUAUGCAGAAUCAUAAUUAUUGUUUUUUCUUUUUACCGUUUUUUGUAUGUCAUAUAUUCAUUUUU